Molecule: messenger RNA, 1443 nt
Organism: Nicrophorus vespilloides
Lineage: Eukaryota; Metazoa; Arthropoda; Insecta; Coleoptera; Silphidae
Product: glutaryl-CoA dehydrogenase, mitochondrial
Exons: 7
Coding region: 127-1392 (421 amino acids)
Biological process (GO): fatty acid beta-oxidation using acyl-CoA dehydrogenase; fatty-acyl-CoA biosynthetic process
Cellular component (GO): mitochondrial inner membrane
Molecular function (GO): glutaryl-CoA dehydrogenase activity; flavin adenine dinucleotide binding; fatty-acyl-CoA binding
Source: RefSeq, a predicted model, not a curated record
GAGUUUACUCACACAUGUGGGAAUCAUGGUGUACGAUGAUUGAAUGAAAUGACUAGUAAUUGAUUCCAAGCCCCACUGAAAGAGCGAGUCAGUACGUACGAAAUCCGCGCAUAUUCGAACGUCGAGAUGGCAUUGACAAAGUUAUCCAGAGGCACGAGCUUAAUCAAGCAGAACCAGAAUGUCUUCCAACGGUUCUUUGCAUCCGCCACCAACAAAGCCGUCUACAACUGGGAAGAUCCGCUGAAUCUGGAGUCGCAGCUAACGCAGGAGGAGAAAAUAGUCAGAGAUUCAUUUAAGACCUAUUGCGAGGAAAAGUUGAUGCCGCGUGUCAUUGACGCAAACAGAAAUGAAGUAUUCGAUAAGGAGAUCAUGAGCGAAUUCGGAGAACUUGGUGUUUUGGGAUGUACCAUUAAAGGAUACGAAUGCGCUGGUGUUUCCAAUGUAGCUUAUGGUCUUAUCACAAGGGAGGUGGAAAAGGUGGACAGCGGUUACCGUUCCGCCGUCAGCGUGCAAUCGUCCUUGGUAAUGGGCUCUAUUGCAAAGUACGGAAACGAAGAACAGAAGCAAAAGUAUUUACCGAUCUUAGCUAAGGGCAACAUCAUCGGAUGUUUCGGUUUGACUGAACCAAAUCACGGCAGUGAUCCCGGCUCCAUGGAGACGCGUGCCACCUACAACCCAAGCUCCAAAACUUAUACCCUCAACGGCAGCAAGACUUGGAUUACUAACGCUCCAGUUUCUGAUAUCUGCGUGGUAUGGGCCAAAUUGGAAGGCAAAAUCCGCGGAUUCAUCAUCGACAAGCGCGAGAAUCCCAAGGGUUUGGAUACUCCGAAAAUCCAGGGUAAAUUCUCACUGAGGGCUUCUGCUACCGGUAUGAUCUUAAUGGACAACGUGGAAAUCCCAGAGGCUAACCUGUUACCAAACGGUAUCGGUCUUGCCGGACCUUUUGGAUGUUUAAACAACGCCCGUUACGGUAUCGCUUGGGGAGCUCUUGGAGCUGCUGAAUCCUGCAUGAAGGUGGCCAGACAGUAUGUCAUAGAAAGGCAACAAUUCCAAAAGCCUUUAGCCGCAAACCAACUGGUCCAGAAGAAACUAGCAGAUAUGUCCACAGACAUUGCUCUAGGUCUUCAAGCUUGUCUUCAAGUCGGUCGUUUGAUGGAUAAAAAUGAGCACGCACCGGAAAUGAUCUCGAUGAUCAAGAGGAACAACGCCGGAAAGGCUUUGGAAAUCGCACGCGUCGCCAGGGAUAUGCUCGGCGGUAACGGUAUCCACGAUGAGUACCAUAUCAUUAGGCAUAUGAUGAACCUGGAGAGUGUCAACACCUAUGAAGGCACCCACGACAUCCAUGCUUUGAUCUUGGGUAGAGCCAUCACCGGUCUGCAGGCCUUUAAAUAAAUUCCAUUGUAUAACUGUUUCUAUAUGUAAAUAAAUCUAUUUUUAUUGUUA